Molecule: messenger RNA, 2069 nt
Organism: Mustela erminea (ermine)
Lineage: Eukaryota; Metazoa; Chordata; Mammalia; Carnivora; Mustelidae
Gene: WDSUB1
Product: WD repeat, sterile alpha motif and U-box domain containing 1
Exons: 11
Coding region: 345-1829 (494 amino acids)
Biological process (GO): protein ubiquitination
Molecular function (GO): protein binding; ubiquitin-protein transferase activity
Source: RefSeq, a predicted model, not a curated record
CGGGGCUUUAUGUGGGGAGAUUUGGGGCACAUUUCCGGUUUGCUUUGGAUUAGAUAGGAAUGCGUGUGUUGACACUGGCGAGUUGACCAGCCCCGGGACUGACCCUUAGGCCUGACGGCUGAGUGGACCGACGCUCGCACCCCGACGAGGCAGGUGGUGGUAGGCUUGAGAGUGCUUUUCAAACAGACUUUGAUUCAAGUGAUUAUGUGUCUAUUUUACCAUCUGUUUGGUCUGGAACUGCAAAGGGAGCCGAGUGCCACAAGGGUGUGGAAGCCGAAGUUUGUUUGCAAGAUUACCUAGUGUCUUUGCACAGUUGGGAUUUGGGAGUUCUUCAAAAAGACCUCAUGAUCUUGCUUGUUUUCCGUGCGGUAAGACAGGACAUUUUACCUCAAGUAAAGAACAUGGUGAAACUAAUUCAUACCUUAGCCGAUCACGGUGAUGAUGUCAACUGCUGUGCGUUCUCCUCUUCCCUCUUGGCUACUUGCUCUUUGGACAAAACAAUUCGCCUGUACUCCCUAAGUGACUUUACCGAGCUGCCCCACUCGCCAUUGAAGUUUCACACCUAUGCUGUCCACUGCUGCUGUUUCUCCCCUUCAGGCCACGUUUUGGCAUCCUGUUCAACAGAUGGUACCACUGUCCUAUGGAAUACUCAGAAUGGAGAGACUUUGGCAGUGAUGGAACAGCCCACUGGUAGCCCCGUGAGGGUUUGCCAGUUUUCCCCAGACUCCACUUGUUUGGUAUCAGGCGCAGCUGACGGAACAGUCGUAUUAUGGAACGCCCAGUCAUACAAAUUAUAUAGAUGUGGUAGUGUUAAAGAUGGCUCCUUGGUGGCCUGUGCAUUUUCUCCGAAUGGAAACCUCUUUGUCACUGGAUCCUCAUGUGGAGAUUUAACAGUGUGGGAUGAUAAAAUGAGGUGUCUGCAUAGUGAAAAAGCACACGAUCUUGGAAUUACCUGCUGUGAUUUUUCUUCACAGCCAGUUACUGAUGGAGAGCAUGGUCUUCAGUUUUUUCGAUUGGCCUCAUGUGGGCAGGAUUGCCAGAUCAAAAUUUGGGUAGUUUCUUUUACCCAUGUCUUAGGUUUUGAAUUAAAAUAUAAAAGUACACUGAGUGGGCACUGUGCUCCUGUUCUGGCUUGUGCUUUUUCUCAUAAUGGGCAGAUGCUAGUCUCGGGGUCAGUGGAUAAGUCUGUCAUAAUAUAUGAUACUAAUACUGAGAGUAUACUUCACACAUUGACUCAGCACACCAGGUAUGUCACAAGUUGUGCCUUUGCACCCAGUACUCCUUUACUUGCUACUGGUUCAAUGGACAAAACAGUGAACAUCUGGCAGUUUGAUCUGGAGACACCUUGCCAAGCAAGGAGCAUGGAAGAUCAAGUGAAGUUUACUGAAGAUUGGUCAGAGGAAGAUGUCUCAGUGUGGCUUUGUGCACAAGGUUUAAGUGACCUUGUUGGUAUUUUCAAAAUGAAUAACAUUGAUGGAAGAGAACUGUUGAAUCUCACCAAAGAAAGUCUGGCUGAUGAUUUGAAAAUUGAAUCUCUAGGGCUGCGGAGUAAAGUUCUAAGGAAAAUUGAAGAGCUCAGGACAAAGGUGAAAACCCUUUCUUCUGGAAUUCCUGACGAGUUUCUCUGCCCAAUAACUAGGGAGCUUAUGAAAGAUCCUGUCAUUGCAUCAGAUGGCUAUUCAUAUGAAAAGGAAGCAAUGGAAAAUUGGAUCAGCAAAAAGAAACGUACAAGUCCCAUGACGAAUCUUGUUCUUCCUUCAGUGGUACUGACACCAAACAGGACUUUGAAAAUGGCCAUCAGCCGAUGGCUAGAGACACAUCAAAAAUAAAAUUAUUUAUACUGUUUAUAUUCUUCAGUGAUCUCGAUUGAAUGAUUGAAAGGUAAAUACGAAUCAGAUAUUAUUAAAAGCAAAACAGAAAGAGUGAAUUUAGUUACCUAUAAAAACCUUUUCUUUAAAUUGUAUGGACUAAGUAACAUAUCUGACUUCUAUUUUUACUAUAAAAGCCUUUUUGUAUUAGUGAAAGAAAUCUUAACCUGUAGGAAAAUAAAGUUUCACUCUGACUUAAAA